ACGUCCCGGCACCCACCGGAAAAGAAGGAGAUAUGUGAACACAAGACAGAAUUCUUCUCGUCUGUCUUCGACGUCGCUGGAAAUAAUGUCUCGUUAGGCAUCCACAAAAUUAUACAAGGAGAUGUAAUGUCUCGUUAGGCAGCCACAAAAUUGUGCAAGGAAAUAUAAUGUCUCGUUAGGCAGCCAGCAAAUUAUACAAGGAAAUGUAAAGUCGCGUUAGGCAGUCGCGCUCAUUCCGUAAACUCGCCUUCCGCUAAAGAAGACAACAUUUCAAUGUACAGCUGACAUCUUGUCUCUUUUCUACACACUUGAAUCCACAUCUUGCUCCUUUUACUACACUUGAAUCCACGUGGGCGAAGUAGCCACGUCACGCAGCGUGCCAGCCAGUGCCAUUCUCUUGGCGCCUUUUAUUGCUGCCAUCCGGCCAGUAAAAGAUCUUUCUACGACCAUGUCUCCCAUGGGCAUCCGAAUGUCUCCCUUUGGUGUGGCCGUCUUCUGCCUCUUCGGGGUGGCCAUCGUCUUGUACCACCUGUACGCCGGCGUCCUCUCCAGCAGACUGGCGGCUUUCAGAAAAAAGGACGUGGAUCUGAGAGAACUUCUGGCUGCAUCAGUGGAGGCUGCAGUUCUUGGAGGCAAAGAGGUGAAAAAGGUGCGUGAGGAAAACAGUCUAAAGGAGAGGUCAAAGGGCAAGACAAAGGAGGGGGAGAAUGAGCUUCUGACCAUGGGUGACCUGCUCUCACAUAGAAAGAUGUACAACCUUAUUAGGAACACCUUCCCUGAAGUCACGGUGAACAGUGAGGAGCAUGACAACAUGGUGGACCAGAUCGCAGUCUGGAGCCGGGACAUCCCAGCCGACAUUGUGGAAAAGAUAGAAGGAGGCGGGAAGGUUCCUGCAGAGAGUGUGACAGUGUGGAUUGACCCUUUGGACGCCACGCAGGAAUAUACAGAGAACCUGGUGAAGUACGUGACCACUAUGGUGUGUGUGGCUGUGGAUGGUAAACCUGUAAUUGGGGUCAUACACCAGCCCUUCACCGGCUUCACAGCCUGGGCGCUGGUGCAUCAUGGAUCCAAUAUGAGUCCUCGCUCGGCCUACAGUGUUAGCUCUCCCAAAGUCAUCGUGUCCCGUUCCCACUCGGGGAAGGUGAAGAGCUACAUUCAGAAUGCUUUUGGAAAUGGCACAACAAUUGUAGAAGCAGGAGGAGCAGGGUACAAGGUGCUGUCACUCUUGCAGAUGCCUUCAGGUGACAAGGGCGAUGUAGACCAGGCCGACGUCUACGUCCACAUCACUUUCAUUAAGAAGUGGGACAUCUGUGCUGGUGCAGCACUUCUGACUGCCAUGGGGGGACACAUGACAUCUCUGAAGGGAGAAGACAUUGACUACAGGGAGACAGCGCUCACCACAGGGGGGCUGGUGGCCAGUGUGGGUGUUGAUCAUAAGGCCAUCCUGGAGAGGCUGCCCAGCUGGGACCCUACUAAGUGAAAGCUUGUGUUGCAAGCAGACCUCACCUCUUCAUGAGUACACAACCUGGUCUAAUGGUAGGUCCUCCUGGCUGUCUAUAAGGGUAGACCUUUCCCACAUUUAUGAGUACACAACCUGGUCUAAAGGUAGGUCCUCCUGGCUGUCUAUAAGGGUAGACCUUUCCCACAUCAAGCUAUUACUUUCAUUCAGCAACAACAAGGACAAUGAUAGCAAGUUGCCUUCAUCUAAAAGACGCUGACACCUUCCCUAUCACAUUUGGCUCUGCAUGAAACUUCAUAUUUGACUUGUAGAAAUGCUGAUGGCUUCAGUUGGACCACCCUGGAAACAUUGAUCCAAGUAUAAAAGGAGCACAAUGCCAUAGAUCCAAGUAUAAAAGGACUACAAUGCCAUAGAUCCAAGUAUAAAUGGAGCACAAUGCCACUGGAUUAACAAGCAAAGUCUGCUGAGGAAGGACAAGGAUGUACCAUUUAUACAUGUUGUCUAGAAAAGACAUCAUGCAGGGUCUUUCAGAUGGUUGGCUUUUAACAUGUAAAUAUCAUUCGUUUUUCAAGCCAUCAAGGAGGGGAAAAGUAGGUUCACUUCUUUGUUCAUAUAUAUUUCUAAAAAGAAACUGGGUUUUGGUGUACAGGUAUUUAUUUAGUUGUUUUCCUCUCAAAAUAUACAAAUAACUUAUUGCCAGAUAACAUAACUGUGAAAACAAUAGAGCAAAUUGACUAAUAAAUGGUGGUAGCACGCAGAGUUUUAUGGGGAAAUGCUUAGAAGGAUGUUCCGUUUACAGACGCUGAGAAUAAAGUCAACAUUGUUUCAA
This is a messenger RNA of Nerophis lumbriciformis (worm pipefish), 2288 nucleotides long. It is a transcript of the gene bpnt2, whose product is annotated as 3'(2'), 5'-bisphosphate nucleotidase 2. Lineage: Eukaryota; Metazoa; Chordata; Actinopteri; Syngnathiformes; Syngnathidae. The record is from RefSeq and is a predicted model, not a curated record. Gene Ontology annotation, molecular function: 3'-nucleotidase activity. Gene Ontology annotation, biological process: phosphatidylinositol phosphate biosynthetic process. Gene Ontology annotation, cellular component: endomembrane system.